GCAGGAACUCAACAACUAUUUUUCACAUAAUACAUUGAAUCCAAAAACUUCAACUAGCUCUUCUUUAUCCUCUCCUCAUUACCCACACACCAACUCUCACUCCUCUAUUCAUCAUGCAUUUCACCAAGUUCUACGUUGCCAUUUCAUUGAUCUCUUCCGCUAUUGCACUGCCCAUUUCCGGCACUUCAAUAGAGAGAAGAGCAUUGCAAUUCCGCGAAUAUGCCGAUUUUCAGAUUUCUGAUGGCGAAGCGGGAAAUGCCUUAGCUGAAGCUCAAGCAAAAUUUCCGAUUGAUACAUCCAAUUUGAAAGGGGUCUCAAGCUCAGAUCUCGCCAUCAUCAACGCGGCUCGGGAGACUGCAGAGGCCGCUGAGACUGAUGCUUUCAACGGUCAAAUCAAGGCUGCUAGCGGCUCUGCUGCAACGGCGCUUCAGAAUGGCAAGAUCAAGAACAAGGUUCUGAAGCUGUUCUUGGAGGUGUCAGCUCUUCAGAUCCAACAAGCUCAGGGCAAGGACAACCAGGACAAAAUUGAUGAGGAACAAACAAAGCUUAACAACAACAUUAAGCUGGAUACAAAGGCGGCUGGACAGACGAGUACAGGAGUUACCUUUACAGAAGAUGUUCAGCCUAAGAAUUAGAUGAAAGGGCGGAUUUAAUUUUACACUUAAUGCUUGAGAUUAGCGAUGCAUGCUUGCUGGUCAAGUCAUGAAUAUAAUCAUUGUUAAUCCCAUACCUUUUUUUACUAGUAGAAAUUGGAGCCAGAUCAUUGUGAUGCGCAACA
Molecule: messenger RNA, 778 nt
Organism: Trichoderma atroviride IMI 206040
Lineage: Eukaryota; Fungi; Ascomycota; Sordariomycetes; Hypocreales; Hypocreaceae
Source: RefSeq, a predicted model, not a curated record